GUGACGUCACGCCGGGAGGUGCGACAAACUCAGCGGACAAGUUAGAGCUGUCGGUAAAAACAGAGGAGGAGUGUCGCUGCUUUCCGGGACGGCCACAGUCCUGACGUUGUGACCGCUCUUUGACAGACCACGCCCAAUUAUUGGUGGUGGGGGUCACGUGAGAAGCUCGCAGCAGGAAGAGUUGCUGAGUUGGGACAGGCGGUGUGACACGGGACGACAAUGACGGGGAUUGGGCAGAGAUGUGUGCUGCUCCUGAUCGCGCUGGGGAUAACAGCUGUCGCUGCCGAUCCCUGUGAUUCAAAGAACUGUACUGAGUGUGAAUUGGAAAAAGGUUGUGCCUGGCUAACCUGCAACAAUAGUACCGCAGAAUGUAAGAAUGAAACUUUAUCAGUCAACUGCACACCAAAUCAAUGUGAAGGUCCCACAGGGACACCAGCUACAGUUCAAACAACAGCGGUCCCAACAGCAAAUACAACUGUUGUUCCCACAUUACCCACUACUGCUAAUGCAUCUACUAGCACACAUGCUCCGACUGAAAACAGCACUUUAGUUCCUGCAUCAACCACUUCUUUUAACAUCUCUACAACCACUGCAAUUGUGCCAACAUCUUCCCCUUCAAAAAAGAACACCUUUGAUGCCGCUAGCUUCAUUGGUGGAGUAGUCCUCGUUUUGGGUAUCCAAGCAGUUGUAUUCUUCUUGUACAAGUUCUGCAAAGCCAAAGACAGGAAUUACCAUACCCUAUAAAACCUCUCGCUUUGAACUGUUGGCCAACAUCGCUCUAACCAAAUGUUAAACUUGAAGAUUUCUCAUGGACCUGUUGAAGAAAGAGGCCUUUUUUUUAUCUCUGCAAAUUAAACGGAACCAUGUUUGUGACCUCAUCGUCAAGAAGAAAUUUACUACAGCUCUGCAAUGCUGUGAACUGCAUGCUUCAAUCACAUCGGCUUCCUAGAAUAUCUAAAACUGCUUUAUAAUUAUUAUUAUUUUUUAAAUAUUGCAUUAGAGGGUAAGAAAUAUUUCCAUGUGUAAAUCUAUGAAGUACAACAGUGACAUCUACAUUAGAGUAAACUUCUGGAGAAUGUGAUUGAACUGACAAACAAUACAGUACAUAAGCAUUAGGUGAGUGAUGAGGCAGUAUAGUCUCUAGUUGGUACCUACCAAUAUGGGUUAGUUGAAGUAUAUUUUUAUUUUCCCUUUAAAUUCUAAUAAUGUGACUUUUACCGGAAGUUGAUUAUAUAAUGGAAAUCGAUUUGAUUUCUAAAGCAAACUAUUUCUUAUAGUUUAAGUGCACCUUAUUUCUACGUGAAGGUGAAAUUUAGAAGAUUUGUGCCUUACAGACAUUCUGAAAGUAUAACCCAUUAUUUACCAUUGCUUUGAUUUUCCUAGUAAUUAUAUUUUUUAUUAACUUUUUUCCUAUUGUGAGUAUACCCAAAUUAAAUAAAUCGUCACCUCUA
Rana temporaria (common frog) is the source of this 1451-nucleotide messenger RNA. RefSeq names its product CD164 molecule (gene CD164). Lineage: Eukaryota; Metazoa; Chordata; Amphibia; Anura; Ranidae. The coding region runs from base 220 to 744 and encodes 174 amino acids. The record is from RefSeq and is a predicted model, not a curated record. Gene Ontology annotation, cellular component: cytoplasmic vesicle. The transcript has 7 exons.